CUGCACCCUAUGGUGCCGCUACGGCCACCGAGAAAUGGAUGUCUCGCAGGCCGCUUUCCCAAACGGUGAAGGGCGGCCGGGCGGGGGAGAGACCGGGGAACAUGUCUGGACGGAGCCCACGGUGCGGGGCUGUGCUCACUCGGCCCCUCUGUGCCCCACUCGGUCCCUGUGGACCGCCGCCUACGACUACGAGGCGAGCGGCGAGGACGAGCUCAGUCUCCGGCGAGGGGACGUCGUAGAGGUCCUGUCCAAGGAUUCUGCGAUCUCCGGAGACGAGGGAUGGUGGACGGGCAAACUCAACCACCGGGUCGGGAUUUUCCCUUCCAACUAUGUCACCUACCAGCCCGCUAUCUAUCGCCUCCCGGCUACCAGCGGCGCGGCGGGAGUACCGGAGCAGGUACCGAGCUCGCCCACGCAGAUCCCCUUCAGUGAACUGGUUUUGGAGGAGAUCAUAGGCGUGGGCGGGUUCGGCAAAGUGUACCGGGGGACGUGCAAGGAGCAAGAGGUCGCGGUGAAAGCGGCUCGGCAGGACCCGGAUGAGGACAUAACGGCCACCGCCGCCAGCGUGCAGCAGGAGGCGAAGCUGUUCUCCAUGCUGCAGCACCCCAACAUCAUCAAGCUGGAGGGGGUGUGCCUGGAGGAGCCCAACCUGUGCCUGGUCAUGGAGUACGCGCGAGGCGGCACGCUGAACCGGGCGCUGACCGGGAGGCGCAUCCCUCCGCACAUCCUGGUCAACUGGGCCGUGCAGAUCGCACGUGGGAUGCACUAUCUGCACGAGGAGGCCGUGGUGCCCAUAAUCCACCGUGACCUGAAGUCUAGCAACAUUUUAUUACUUGAAAAAAUAGAGAAUGACGACAUUGGGAGGAAGACAUUGAAGAUCACGGAUUUUGGCCUGGCUAGGGAAUGGCACAAAACUACAAAAAUGUCUGCUGCAGGCACCUAUUCCUGGAUGGCCCCUGAGGUCAUCAAGUGCUCUCUCUUCUCCAAGGGCAGUGAUGUGUGGAGUUAUGGCGUCCUGCUGUGGGAGCUGUUAACAGGAGAGGUGCCUUACCGAGGGAUUGACGGUCUGGCUGUUGCUUACGGUGUGGCGGUCAAUAAGUUGACUCUGCCAAUCCCCUCCACCUGCCCUGAGCCAUUCGCCAAGCUCAUGGAAGAAUGCUGGGACCAGGACCCUCAUGAGCGCCCCUCCUUCUCCUGCAUCCUGGAGCAGCUGUCGGCCAUCGAGGAGGCCGUGAUGGCCACCAUGCCGCAGGACUCCUUCCACAGCCUGCAGGACAACUGGCGUGUGGAGAUCCAGGAGAUGUUUGAUGAGCUCAGGACCAAAGAGAAGGAGCUGCGUUCCAGGGAAGAGGAGCUGACACGGGCCGCCCUCCAGCAGAAGUCUCAGGAGGAGCUGCUGAAGCGUCGAGAGCAGCAGCUGGCCGAGCGGGAGAUCAACGUGUUGGAGAGAGAACUCAACAUCCUCAUAUUCCAGCUCAACAAAGACAAGCCCAACGUGAAGAAGAGGAAAGGCAAAUUCAAACGCUCACGCCUUAAACUGAAGGAUGGAAACCGCAUCAGCCUGCCAUCAGACUUUCAACACAAGAUCACCGUGCAAGCGUCGCCUUCCAUGGACAAGAGGCGUAGCCUCCACUGCACCAGCUCCUCUCCUCCCAGCAGUCCCACACUCAUCCCCCGACUGCGAGCCAUUCAGCUAACCCAAGAUGAGAGCAACCGUACGUGGGGCCGCAGCUCCCUCUCCAGGCCAGAGGAGUUCGAUGACGUGAAAAAGGGAAUCAAGAAGAAAGGAAGAACAUGGGGCCCCAGUUCAGUGCAGAGCAAAGAGAGGCCUGCUGCAGCUGAGAGGGUGCGUCCUCUGUCUGAUGGCAGUAACCCCUGGUCCACCAGCCUGCUGAAGUCCCAGAAGUCUGUCCCCCUUGCUGCCCUGUUUGGUGAACAAGCAGGUAAAGAUGAGAUGUUCUCCCAGGAAUGUCCUGACAACAGCUCCAAACCAAAGCAGCUCAAGUUCCCCAACCAGGUGUACAUCGAUCUACCUCUGUGGAAGGACGAGCAGCAGCCUCAGAGCCUCGGAGGAAACAAUGGGCUGGGAGAUGCUGGGGUCAGCACAGGAGGUCCGGGUGGCCCACCAGAGACUCCAGAUGACCCCUGCACCACCACAUCCACCUCCUCCACCUCUACCACCCCGCAGCUAACGCCCACCAAUAGCUUGAAAAGAUCAUCGGCUCGCCGCAAGACUGAAUCUGCACUGUACGGCUGUGGUUCGUUGCUGGCUUCCAUUGUGCUCGGUUACGAUCUUAGAGAGGCCAUUAAAAACGCUUCCCACGGGGAAGAGUCCGAGCCUCCGAAAGAGGAGAAGAAGAAAAAGGAGGGCCUCUUUCAGCGUGCCACUCGGUUUCGCCGCAGCACUUCGCCGCCAAGCGGUCGCUCCCGCAAAGAAGAGACGUCGUCAAACAACGCCGGCACCCAGCCCGUCAAUCUGGUCUCCAUGUCAGCCAUUAUGGAAUGCAACUCCACCAAGUGCCUCCUGCAGUCAGAGGUUGAGGUGUCAGACUCCAGUUCAGCGAGGGCUGAGCAUGUGGUUAAUAAUCACCACCACGUGGCCCAACCCAGCAGAGCAGCUUCUGUGGACAAGCAGAGGAACAAAACUGCAGCUGAACUGCAGAAACCAGCACAAACACAGAGCCAGCUGCCAGAGCAGAGCAACCACAACACAGGGACCCGUCUGCGCAGGAAGAAGUACACGACUAAGCACAGCGCCAACGGCCCGUCCACUGUGCCCCCUCCUGCCACUCAGAAGAAGCAGGCCAAGGAGCGAGAUGAAAAGCCACCAAGUAGAGAAGCGGACCCACGACCGCGGCCCGUGUCUUUCCGGGCCAAACCCCACACCUGGGCCCUGCUGCGCCGACACAACAAGAGCUACUCCCUGGGCCACUACUCUGGAGAGAAGGCGGCUCAAAACCUGAGCGUGGUGCUGUCCUCGGAGCGAGGCUGCUCCCUGCUCGACAUGGACGCAGAGGGACAGAAGCGAGACUGCACGGUGCCGCUCUGCCGCAUCCAGAGCUCCCCGGGACGGCCGUCCGUCUUCGAGCUGGAGAAGGGGUUCCUCUCCUAA
Molecule: messenger RNA, 3112 nt
Organism: Nematolebias whitei (Rio pearlfish)
Lineage: Eukaryota; Metazoa; Chordata; Actinopteri; Cyprinodontiformes; Rivulidae
Gene: map3k21
Product: mitogen-activated protein kinase kinase kinase 21
Exons: 10
Coding region: 35-3112 (1025 amino acids)
Biological process (GO): protein phosphorylation
Molecular function (GO): protein binding; ATP binding; JUN kinase kinase kinase activity
Source: RefSeq, a predicted model, not a curated record